AUGCCUGAAAUCCCUCCCGAUCCAGGAGAGACAGACGACCCCAACACAUCUCCUGGUCCACCAGGAGACCUGGAUGCGCCAGGCCCUUCCCAAUCCACGACCACGGUUGUACCUGCCAUGGUCGCACCUCUUCCCCCUGAGGAAGACCCACCCGAUGUGCCAGUUGGACCUGAUCCGUUCGCUGACGCACCUGGUUCCCCCGAUCCUCUCAGAUCGGGUGAAGCGUUAGGGCUUGGUGAUGGCCCUGACAACUCAGUUGAGCAUGAUGAAUUGAUGAUGAUGCUAAGAAGCAUCGAUCAAUGGCUGACUCACCACAACAAGGCUAUAGAGGACUUACGGGCUUGGAUUUAUCACCCUAGCCCUGGAUUGGCUGGAAGCCAAAUCCCUCUAAACUCACCCCAGUUUGAGGCAACAAGUGUGCCUCCACCCGUACCAGUCAGGGGACGGGACAGAGAACCCAUCCAGCAACGAAACUCGCUGGUGGACGAAGUCUCUGCUGACGAAGACUAUGUCAGGACGACCACCUACCUCCCUGUGCCCAGGCAUCCCAGUGUGAGGAUGAUGACAUACGUCCCUCACGCUGAUGAACCCGUGCCUGGGAGUUCUUCGACCCCAUCGCCAAAGAGAAUCCCUUCUUAUCUGAAGGGAAAGAGUGUCGAUUGGGGCCCUCAGGGCCUGCCUGUUGUCCUCAGAAGGACACAGCCACUUCCUCAGUCGCUUCCUGUGCCUGAAGCACCUGUCGUUUUGGAAAGUUCGACGGACAAAGGGGAGACUGAUCAUGAUCCAUGA
Molecule: messenger RNA, 789 nt
Organism: Cantharellus anzutake
Lineage: Eukaryota; Fungi; Basidiomycota; Agaricomycetes; Cantharellales; Hydnaceae
Exons: 2
Coding region: 1-789 (262 amino acids)
Source: RefSeq, a predicted model, not a curated record